Adelges cooleyi (spruce gall adelgid) is the source of this 1728-nucleotide messenger RNA. RefSeq lists its product as uncharacterized. The record is from RefSeq and is a predicted model, not a curated record. Lineage: Eukaryota; Metazoa; Arthropoda; Insecta; Hemiptera; Adelgidae. Gene Ontology annotation, biological process: transcription by RNA polymerase II. The transcript is spliced from 8 exons. Bases 172 to 1143 code for a protein of 323 amino acids.
AAGAACUGCCCCAAACACUAAGGUCUAAGGAGAACACGGACACAGAGAUAUUUUGCAUGAGUUUAAACUUCAAAAUAGUGACAUAGUUUUUCAAUAAUAUGGAUUUUGAUAGUUAAACAUAACACCUCUUCUUAUAAAACAAAUAAUUUUAAAUAUAAUAAUAAUAUCAUUAUGGACUUCCAAAAAGAAAUUUUUGAUGUUAUGUUUGGACUGGGUGAAUGUAAUGCAUACCCAGAAACGGUCAUAUCCGUGCAGUCUAUUCUAUGCAAACAAAUAGCAAUGUUAUUUGUUCAAGCAGAAUCUAUUGCUCGCAUUCGAGCAAGUGAUGAAAUAUGUGUUAUAGAUUUGGUUUUCAUACUAAGGAAAUAUAAAUAUACAUUGAACAAGAUGGUACAUUAUUAUAAACAAAGAGAAGGAAUAAAUUCAUCACAUUCAGAAAAUAUUGAAACACCUGCAGAUAAUGAAAGGCCGUUUAAAAAACCAAAAUUAAGUGAUUGUUUCAGUUCAGACAAAAUAAGUAAUGAUAUUUUACCUGCAGUAAACAAUGUUAGUUUGGAUUCAAGUUCCAAUAUAUCAUGUUCUAAAAGUACUGUUGAUACAACAGACACUGAGAUUUUAAACCCUUAUGCUGUUGAAAAAGGACAUACUAUUUAUCACAAUAUUAUUGAUGCCCUUAAAGAAUUGGACAUAGACCUAACAGACUUUGAUGAACAAAUUGUUAAUGCUCAUAACUCUUGGGCAUGUAAAACAGUAGGUGCCAUGAUGAAAUGUGAACCAGAAUUAUCUGAACACUACCAAAAAUGUAAAUCAAUGUCAUUCUAUGAUUUUGAGUUUGUAAAAAAGAUACUUGAAAAUAUGGACUGUCAUAUAAGUUAUGAAAUUUAUGCAUAUGAUAUAUUACACUUCUUAGCAAAGGAAACACUUUCGUGUUUAAUAUUUCGCAUCCAUCAAAAUAGGCAAAAAAAAAAAUCUACAUUAGGGGAGCCGUCAAGCAUUGAAGAAAUUGAUAACAUUCUGGCUACUAAAAUAGAAAACCGAAUAACAGUUGAUGAAGUAUUAGAAAUAACAAAUGAAAUUUGGUGUCCAUUGUAUGAAAAAAAAGAAAAUGUAGCAAUGCUUCCUAAUUAUUAUUUUAAAGGCUGAACCAGUGAUCCAAAGUAAUCUGAAAACAGAUUUGAAUUCGCCAUGAUUCAUGAAGUUUACUUAUGGUUGGUCAGGGUACUUUUUUGAUAUCUUAUUACUACUAUGUAUAAGACACAUUUGAACAUUAUAUGAAAUUUCAAACUUUAAAAUCAAAUUUUGAAAGGGUUCAAAUUAAAAAUUAAAAAUGUGUUUUGACUGAAAAAACCGACCGCAGGGGAUUGCCCCUUAAUUUAAAAAGUUAUUAAAAUACAUAUAUCAUUUUAAAAGCUAAGUUCAUAAUGUCUUAACACACAAGGGAUGGUUUUUUUUGUUGAAAAAUAUAUCAAUUUGUGCUAACUAAUAACUAUACAUGUAUGAUUUAUGAAUAAGAAUAAUUAAAAAAUAAGUAAAUUAUCUUUUAAAAUAUUGACAGGGACCACGGUUACAGUUAACCAAUCACCCUGUACAACAAAACUUCUCAUCUGUGCUAAAAUAUAUAGGUUUUAAAUAAUAAAAAGCAAUUACUACAAGUUAUUAUUUAUUGGUCAAACUUUUUUUUCAAAAAAAAAGAUACAUUUAUGUCAAAAGCAGAGAAAAAAUGAAAAU